GCUUAUUCACACUUUUAACGAUUGAAGCUAUUCUUAGUAAUUAUAUUGUAUACCUAGUAGUUGGAGCAUACGAACUGCUCCACCCCUUUUACUGCUAUUGACUCUCAUCAAAAUACAAUGUUGAGCAGGUAACAUGGAUUAGGUUGACUCGGGAUUGCUUUGAGUAAUUGGAAACAUGGCCUCAAAUGGCCUUAGCUCACCCCCUCUACCAGGACGGGAUGGCAUAUCAUCGGGGCCGUUGUCGCCCACAGGCAGCUCUAGUCCGAGUUUAGGGAGUCGAUCCUCAAACCCCCUAUCGUCAAAAGUGACAUCGGUUCUCUCUACCUCGUAUGCUGAUUCCGAGUUCCGAGAAUCUCUUGCUCUGUUGGAUGAACGUGGCAUCAGCAAUACCGCGGAGACCCGAAGACAGCUACGGCUAGAUGUCCAGAAAGAGGUCAUCGACAGCAAUGGCAAAAUAAUCACUGAAUUUGGACGAGUGGCUGAGCAACUAAGGAGGAUUGGCACGACCAUCGAUAAGCUCAACAAGAGCUAUCAGGAUAUGAGAGGCCACGUCACCGCAGCCCACGAGUCGACAUCCUCUAUCUUAGAGGAAGCCUCAUCUAUUAUGACACAGAGGCGUAAUAUUGAGACGAAGCAGCAAGUGUUGAAAGCCUUCCGCGAGCACUUCGUUCUUUCGGAAGAUGAAGUUGCCUCCUUGACAUUAACAGCUGAACCUGUUGACGAUCGCUUCUUUGCUGUCCUAGCCAAGGCGAAGCGUAUUAGAAAGGAUUGCGAAUUCCUUCUCGGAUUCGAGAGCCAGACUCUCGGUCUCGAGGUUAUGGACCAGACGUCCAAGAAUUUAAAUCAUGCAUUUCAGAAGCUCUAUCGUUGGGUUCAAAAAGAGUUCAAGACUCUCAACCUUGAAAAUCCCCAGAUCAACUCAUCCGUUCGCCGAGCCAUCCGUGUGCUUGCGGAGCGCCCAUCUCUUUUCCAAAACUGCCUGGACUUCUUCGCCGAGGCUAGAGAGCAAAUCCUGUCCGAUGCCUUCUAUCUAGCUCUCACAGGGGAUUCGUCAUCUGGCGCAAAGGAUCACUCCGUAAAACCGAUAGAACUAGUUGCGCACGAUCCGUUGAGGUAUGCGGGAGAUAUGUUGGCGUGGAUACAUUCGGCCGCGGUUAGUGAGCGCGAAGCCCUUGAAAUCCUUUUCAUAUCCGAUGGAAACGAAAUCGCCAAGGGGAUCCAAGAAGGCCGAGAGAAUGAGCUAUGGUUGCUGAUGGCCGACGAGACGGACGGUCCUCCAGAAUUUGACGCCGUCAAGGCUUUGAACGAAUUAGUCGACAGGGAUGUCUCCGGUGCGGCGCGCAUAUUGAGACAGCGAGUUGAACAAGUCAUCCAGACCAACGAAGAAACUAUCCUAGCAUACAAGUUAGCAAACCUACUUGGCUUCUACCGAUUCACAUUUUCCAAACUCCUCGGUGCCGAAUCCGGCCUCCUACAAGCAAUGGGCAAUCUCGAAUCCGAAGCACUGCGGCAGUUCCGCUCCCUAAUGCGGGAUCACAUCACAACCCUCGAAGGCGAAUUCCAACACACGCCCUCCGACCUCGCGCCCCCGGAGUUCCUCCAGGACGCCCUCAAUCAACUCACCGCCAUCAUGAAAACCUACGAAACCUCGCUGGCCGAGGAAGGGGACCGCGAAGCCGACUUCGAGCCCAUCCUAGCCGAGUCCUUCGACCCCUUCCUCUCGGGCUGCGAGAACAUGUCCAAGAACAUCCGCGCGCCCUCGACCUCCAUCUUCCUCAUCAACUGCCUGCUCGCGGCGCAAGCCGCGCUCGACCCCUUCCGCGCCUUCACGCGCGCGCGCCUCGAGCGCCUGCGCUCCGCCAUCGCCGACCACGGCGCCAAGCUCGUCGAGAGCCAGUACGCCUUCUUCCGCUCCGAAUCUGCGCUAGAGCCGCUCUUCGCCGCCCUGGCCCCGCUCAGCGAGAACAGCAGGGAGGACGUGGCCAAGGUCGCGGGGCUCGACGCCUUGCAACCGGAGGCCCUCGCGAGAGCCGGCCAGGGCCUCGACGACUUCUUGCCCUCGGCCGUCAUGGACGCCAUGGAAAACGUCAAGCACCUGCAGGACGCGGCCCUGGCGCGCGAGGUCACCGAGGAGGCUGCCGAGCGGUUCUGCGUCGACUUUGAACAUGUCGAGGAGCUGCUCGCUGCUGCGGACGAGCUGGCUGAGGAGACGGGAGGAGGAGGAAGGGGAGGGGAAGAGGAGCCGUCGAGUCUAAGGGCGCUAUUUCCGAGGACGACGGGUGAGAUUAGGGUGUUAUUAUCUUGAUACGAAUACCUUGGUAAGUAUAGAAGGAGUAUGCAUGGUGUGGUGACGCCAUUGUCGUCAAUAUGAAGGAAUUAGGGCGGAGAGGGAGGUCAAAAAAAGGGUGUUCUAAGAUUAGACAUGCACAGUAUUUUCUCUUCUUAUAGGCAUGUCGAUGUAAAUGCGAGUCGCUAGCUGAUAUGUAGGACGGAGCACCUAAGAUACACAAAUAUCCCGAUAUGUUUCU
Messenger RNA from Annulohypoxylon truncatum, 2528 nucleotides. RefSeq names its product oligomeric Golgi complex subunit 6. Gene Ontology annotation, biological process: intra-Golgi vesicle-mediated transport. The coding region runs from base 176 to 2305 and encodes 709 amino acids. The record is from RefSeq and is a predicted model, not a curated record. The transcript has a single exon. Lineage: Eukaryota; Fungi; Ascomycota; Sordariomycetes; Xylariales; Hypoxylaceae. Gene Ontology annotation, cellular component: COG complex.